CUCCCUUUCUCCCUUGCUCGUCACCCAUCCUCUCUUUUCCUGGCAGUCGGAACAACACUCCAGCUGUCAUGUAGAUUUGCAGUUCGGGCCGCGUAAUAACCGUCCUGAUUCGGCUUGCGUGCUGCAAGUCUCGCGUCGUAUUGACUACGAUCUUCGUCAACGCCUCGUCUCACCAAAUGACCUUGUGAUUGUCUGUAUUUCUGGCGGCGGAUCAGCGUUACUAUGUCUGCCGAGGAGAUGCUGUUCCAGUGAACCUACGACAGCAGAAAAAAAAAUCAGAUUUGCCACAGAAGGAUUGACUAGGGGGAUUCGAGGAACAGCAAUGACUGGGGGGAAGAGAGGAGAAGAAGAGAAAGAACAGAGAGGGGAGUGGGAUGUGCGAGAUGAGGAGUGUGAGAGGUUUGAUGUAAACGAGUUAGUCACCACUGCUGACUUACUCUCCUUUGCUGGUGCCAGUAUCCAUGAGGUUUGCUGCCCGAAAGUUAAAUAA
Protopolystoma xenopodis is the source of this 490-nucleotide messenger RNA. The record is from the annotation of a GenBank genome assembly. NCBI's taxonomy places the organism in Eukaryota, Metazoa, Platyhelminthes, Monogenea, Polystomatidea, Polystomatidae.